Molecule: messenger RNA, 1451 nt
Organism: Poecile atricapillus (Black-capped chickadee)
Lineage: Eukaryota; Metazoa; Chordata; Aves; Passeriformes; Paridae
Gene: PNP
Product: purine nucleoside phosphorylase
Exons: 6
Coding region: 134-1054 (306 amino acids)
Biological process (GO): nucleoside metabolic process
Cellular component (GO): cytoplasm
Molecular function (GO): purine-nucleoside phosphorylase activity
Source: RefSeq, a predicted model, not a curated record
GGGGGGCGCGGCCGGGCCAGCGCAGCCCCUGAUUGGGCGAGGCGAGGGGGGCGCGAUCGUGCGCGCUGACGUCACCCGGCGCGCCCCCUCAUAAGCGGCGGGGGGCGGGGGCGGCGGCGCAGACGCGGCUCCGAUGGACGGGAGUUACGAGGCGUGCGCCGAGGCGGCGGCCUGGCUGCGGGCGCGGCUGCGGGAGGCUCCGCGCGUGGCCCUGGUGUGCGGCUCGGGGCUGGGGGCGCUGGCCCAGGAGCUCUCGGAGCCGCAGAGCUUCGACUACGCCGAGAUCCCGCACUUCCCCCGCAGCACCGUGCAGGGCCAUGCCGGGCGAUUGGUCGUCGGCCGCCUGGGCUCCGCCCCCUGCGCCGUCCUGCAGGGCCGAUUCCACCUGUACGAGGGCUACAGCCCCGCCCAGGUGGUGGUUCCUGUCCGGGCCCUGGCCCUGGCCGGUGUCCACACCCUGGUGCUGACCAACGCCGCGGGGUCCCUGCGGCCACAGCUGGGCCCUGGUCACCUGCUGGUCAUCCGCGACCACAUCGACCUCCCCGGCCUGGCCGGACGCUCGCCCCUCGUGGGGCCCAAUGACGAGAGGUUCGGGCCGCGCUUCCCGGCCAUGACGGACGCCUACGACCCCGGGCUGCGGCAGCUGGCGCUGGCCCUGGCCCCGAAGGAGCUGCGGGCCCGCCCCGGGGUCUACGUGGGCGUGGGGGGGCCCAGCUACGAGACCCCCGCCGAGUGCCGGCUCCUGCGGUGCCUCGGGGCCGAUGCCGUCGGUAUGAGCACGGUGUCGGAGGCGGCGGCCGCGCGUCACCUGGGGCUGCGCGUGCUGGGGCUGUCCCUCAUCACCAACUCGGCGCCCGGUGACGAGGACGAGGACGGCUCUGAGGUCACGGCGGGAGGGGCGGGGCCGGAGCCACACCCGGCCGCGCUCACGGGGCACGAGGAGGUGCUGGCGGCCGCUCAGGAGGGCGCGCGGCACCUGCGGGCGCUGCUGCUCGCCCUGGCCCCCAAACUGGACGAGCCCGGACGCAGCCGGACGCGUCCGGACGCGCCGUGACGUGCCCGGGUGACGUCACCGGGAUGGCGUCACCGGGAUGACGUCACCGGGGUUAUGUCACCGGGAUGACGUCACCGGGAUGGCGUCACCAAGGUGACGUCACGCCGCUGGUGACGGCGGAUCCGCGUUGUCCCCGCGCCUCGGGGCGGUGCCUUGAUCCCGCGGAAUUCCCACGGAAUUCCCGGGGCGUCCCUGCUUCCGUCCUGCCUUGGGUUUUGCCUUAAUUCCCUGUAAUUCCAGAAAAAUCCCACGUCUUCAUCCCGCGUCGUUCCCGUGGCGUGCCUUCCACAAAUCCCCACGUGGAUUUCGCCUUAAAUCCGUGAAAAUCCCAAAUCAUUAAUUCCGUGAAAAUCCAAACUCAUUAAUUCCGUGUCAAUCCCAUGUCAUUAAUUCCAUG